AAAAAUAAAAAGAAAUCUAAGAUACUUUUUUGUUUAUUAAUGAUUAUUUUCACCAUUUCUUUUACAUUUCAUCGUGAAGUAAUAAACAAGUCAAAAAAAAGUGAAGAACCAGCACUCAACACUUUCCAUCCAAACAAAUCCAGCACCGAACGCAUUUUGCAUUUCACAGAAAGAAAGAGAAAGAAACCGUUUUCUAGAGAGAGAAACUCGCAACUAUGUCCUUCGACGCAUUCACCGAUGACUUAAACGUCAACUCAUCUUCAACUCACAACUUCGCCGCCUCCGAUCAAGACGACACCUACUCCUCCGGCUACGGUGGUUACUCCAAUUUCUCCGGUGGAUUUCCUGCUGACGGUGAUGUCACUGUCGAUCACGACACCGAAGCUUCACCGGAGAUCUAUGGAUUCAGUGAUCCGAGUCCUGGUUAUUCUCCUUCUCCAUUUGAAUCGGUUACUGUAGAGAACGGGAACGAUAAUGGAAACGGUUAUGGUGAUAGUGACGGUGUUUUUGUCUCCGAUGGUCCGAUUCUUCCUCCACCUGGUGAGAUGGAAUCGGAAGAAGGUUAUGCUCUUCGAGAGUGGCGCCGUAAAAAUGCCAUUGAGCUAGAGGAGAAAGAGAAGAGGGAAAAAGAAAUGAGAUUGAAGAUUAUUGAGGAAGCUGAGGAGUACAAGGUGGCUUUCUAUGAGAAAAGGAAGCUGAAUGUUGAGACUAACAAGGUUCAAAAUAGAGAAAGGGAGAAGUUAUUUGUGGCUAAUCAAGAGAAGUUUCACAAAGAGGCAGACAAAGCUUAUUGGAAGACAAUAGCCGAGCUCAUUCCUCGUGAGGUUCCCAGCAUUGAAAAGAAGAGAGGCAAAAAAGAUCAGGAUAAGAAGCCAUCAAUUACUGUUGUCCAAGGCCCUAAGCCCGGAAAACCCACCGAUCUUUCCAGGAUGCGGCAAAUACUGUUAAAGCUGAAGCAUACACCACCACCUCACAUGAUUCCUCCACCACCUGCUCCUGCUAAAGAUGCCAAAGACGGCAAGGAUGGUAAAGAAACAUCAUCUAAAGCAACUGGUUCUACUUCAUCUAAAGCAACUGGUUCUACAGCUGAAGGUGCAUCAGGAUCACAACCAAAGGAUGUCACCUCUAAUGGCCUUGCAGAGGAACCCCAGAAAGAAGCCUCUGCAACUGAGGAGCAACCUGCUGCAUAAUUUUGCUGUGUUUCCUUCUCUCAAUAUAUUUUGUCUGAUACCCCUUUUUGUGCCUGCAGUGUUUAGUGAAUCCUUUGGUCCUGCUAUUAAUUAGUUCAUAAUGCAUAUUGGUCGCAUUUUAGUACCUACAUAAGGUUUUUAAUGAAUAUUUGGACGAUUAUGACAUGGAGAUUCUGUGUUGAUGGUUAUAAAUAGAUGUUUUUAGACAGAGUAAAUGAUGUAUUGACUUUAUGAUCAUGAGAUUGCUGACUGGCGGCACCUUGAUA
Messenger RNA from Trifolium pratense (red clover), 1456 nucleotides. Its product is annotated as clathrin light chain 1-like. The record is from RefSeq and is a predicted model, not a curated record. Gene Ontology annotation, biological process: clathrin coat assembly; intracellular protein transport; clathrin-dependent endocytosis. Lineage: Eukaryota; Viridiplantae; Streptophyta; Magnoliopsida; Fabales; Fabaceae. The coding region runs from base 216 to 1190 and encodes 324 amino acids. Gene Ontology annotation, cellular component: plasma membrane; clathrin coat of coated pit; clathrin coat of trans-Golgi network vesicle. The transcript has 3 exons. Gene Ontology annotation, molecular function: structural molecule activity; clathrin heavy chain binding.